Zeugodacus cucurbitae (melon fly) is the source of this 623-nucleotide messenger RNA. Its product is annotated as cuticle protein 16.5-like. Bases 151 to 543 code for a protein of 130 amino acids. The transcript is spliced from 2 exons. Lineage: Eukaryota; Metazoa; Arthropoda; Insecta; Diptera; Tephritidae. The record is from RefSeq and is a predicted model, not a curated record.
CAUUUGCCACUAGCUGGCAAAAUCUCAUGCGGCGCGUAUAAAAGGCCCAGCCAAGGCAACCGACUCAACAUAAUCGUCUACAGCCGCACUGUAAGCACACAAAGAAUUUCAGUCUUUGCAAAGGAAUCACUCCAAAAAAAACAAAUCAAAAUGUUCAAAUUGUUCGCUGUCUGCUUUGUAGCUCUCUUCGCCUGUGCUUUCGGUGCGGCCAAACCCGCGUUCCUGGCUUCACCAUUGGCCUACUCCGCACCACUGGCCGCCGCUCCUGUUGCCGCUGCUUACCACGCCGGUUAUGCACCCUACAUCGCUCCCUACGCUAGCAGCUACACCGCUCACGGCGUCGCCCACGCUGCUGCCUUCCCCGCUGCCUACGCUGCCGCUCCAUAUGUAGCCUCAUAUGCUGCUCCAGCUGUAGUUCCCGCCGCACGUUUCGUCGCCCCAGCUGCUCAUGUAGUUGCCGCCGCUCCCGCUCCCGUCGUUGCCGCUGCCCCCGCAGUUGCCGCAGCCCCAGCUGUCGCUGCUGUUCCAGUUGUGAAGAAAUAAGUUCUGUAAUUAGAUAUUGAACUAUUGCAUUAGAAAUGAUGAGGAUAAAGUAAAAAUAAUAAAAAAAUGUUAACGACUCA